This is a messenger RNA of Diachasmimorpha longicaudata, 1817 nucleotides long. It is a transcript of the gene Usp12-46, whose product is annotated as ubiquitin carboxyl-terminal hydrolase 46. Lineage: Eukaryota; Metazoa; Arthropoda; Insecta; Hymenoptera; Braconidae. Gene Ontology annotation, biological process: protein deubiquitination. Gene Ontology annotation, cellular component: cytosol; nucleus. The record is from RefSeq and is a predicted model, not a curated record. The transcript is spliced from 6 exons. The coding region runs from base 374 to 1441 and encodes 355 amino acids. Gene Ontology annotation, molecular function: cysteine-type deubiquitinase activity.
ACGAAAUGCCGUGGAAACGACACCGUGUCGUAAAUAUCUGUCAAAAAAUAUAAUUUCAAGUUAAUGUGCCCAGUGUAAUAACACAUACAUGGCUGAGUUAAUUACCUCAUUAGCAGGUGCGACUGUUCAAUUAUCCAUUGAGUGACAACAGUCACCAAUCGUGGCUUUAUUGACACGGCAUUAUUACACGGAGUCCAGUGUGAUUGGUGUCACAUCGUGUUCAACGAAUGUACAUAAUUAUACAUAAUAUAAAAACGUGGAGAUAAAUACGACUGCAACAAUUUGUGGAUCAGGAGGAAUACGAUGAGGCUUAAGUGGACGAGAAAAUCAAAAAUUAGUGGUCAAUGUUACUGUCCAUGUGUUCGCUACUAAAAUGGGUGCAAAUAUAUCCCAGCUAGAACGCAACAUUGGAGCUGAUCAAUUCCCUCCUAACGAGCAUUAUUUUGGAUUAAUUAAUUUUGGAAAUACCUGCUACAGUAAUUCAGUUCUCCAAGCCCUCUACUUCUGUCGGCCAUUUCGAGAGAAGGUGUUGGAGUACAAAGCCAGAAAUAAAAGAACCAAAGAGACUCUGCUGACAUGCCUGGCAGAUUUAUUUUACAGUAUUGCAACGCAGAAGAAGAAAGUUGGUUCCAUCGCCCCAAAAAAAUUCAUCGCGAGACUGAGAAAAGAAAAAGAGGAGUUUGAUAAUUAUAUGCAACAGGAUGCACAUGAAUUCCUGAACUUUCUCAUCAAUCAUAUUAACGAAAUUAUUCUGGCGGAACGGAAUCAAAGCAAAACCGGACCUGGAAAAGGUGGAACGGGAGAUUCAGGAACACCACCGGAGCCAACUUGGGUGCAUGAGAUAUUUCAGGGUAUUUUAACCUCAGAGACACGUUGCCUUAAUUGUGAGACUGUGUCCAGCAAAGACGAGGAUUUUUUUGACCUACAAGUAGAUGUCGAUCAGAAUACAUCAAUCACCUACUGCCUCAAAUGUUUCUCUAACACUGAAACACUUUGUAGUGAUAAUAAAUUCAAGUGUGAUCACUGCAGCAGUUAUCAGGAGGCUCAGAAGCGUAUGAGGCUGAAAAAAUUGCCAAUGAUACUCGCAUUACACUUGAAAAGAUUUAAAUAUGUUGAGCAGUACAAUCGACAUAUUAAAGUAUCACACAGAGUUGUUUUUCCACUUGAGUUGAGGCUUUUUAAUACUAGCGAUGAUGCCGUUAAUCCAGAUCGUCUCUACGACUUGGUAGCUGUUGUUAUUCAUUGUGGGAGUGGGCCUAAUCGUGGACAUUAUAUUUCCAUUGUUAAAAGCCAUGGAUUUUGGCUAUUGUUUGAUGACGACACAGUGGAUAAAAUUGAUGCAUCGAGCAUAGCUGAUUUUUACGGUCUCACUUCAGAUAUCCACAAGACCUCCGAGACUGGCUACAUUCUCUUCUACCAAUCGCGAGAUUGCAAUCAGUGAAAAAACGUGCAAAAAUAAAAUUCAAUUAAUAAAGAAAGGGAAAUACUAAUGUGACAAUUAUUACGGUUAAGAGAAUAAUUGAGAGAUUAAACCAGGCUUCCUCGUUUUUGUUCUUUCAUACUCUAUUUUCACAUAAGAAAACUAAUGAAAUAUUUCUUUUAUUUAUUUUGAUUGUCUCCCUGAACUAGUCCGUAUUGAAUUGAAAGAAUAAAAACCAGAUGGUUUUGCAUUAAUUAUGUAGUGGAUAAUUGUGAAGUUGAAUUCGAGAGAAAUUAAAUACCAAUAGUUAUGAAUUUAUCAUGUUUGUAUGAAGAGAUGUGGAAUUUAAAAGGAAAUAAAAGAAAAUCUCCAAUGGUGUUGGUGAAGAAAAAAAUUA